GGGAAUCCGGGGGUCAUACCAUCAUUCUACGCGGAAACGCAACCUGCUCACAGAAAGACCACCGAACUUUUUACCGAUUUCUCCUUUUCUACUCCCAAAACCAUGGUCGAGAGGAACAAGAAGGCGUUACUAGAUCUGCUCAACAAAGAAGGGAACAAUGAAUGCGCAGACUGUGGCUGUGGAGGGUAUCCACCGUAUGCUGGGGGCACACAUCAGCAAGGUCAAGUCUCUCAGGUUAGACAGCUGGACAGACGACCAGGUCGAGUUUAUGGCAUCAACUGGCAACUUGGCAGCAAAGGCUAAAUAUGAGAUCCACGUGCCUCCGUUCUACCACAGGCCUAUGGCAAAGGAUCCGCAGGUGUUACGGGAACAGUGGAUCCGUGCGAAGUACGAGCGGAUGGAGUUCCAGUACCUGGAGCGACAGACGUACCUGUCGGGGUACAAGGAGGGGUUCCUGUGGAAGCGCGGGAAAGAGAACAGCACGUUCCAACAGAGGAGGUUCAUACUGGCCGAGGAAGACGACAUCCUCAAGUACUACCAGAAGGCUGAUGCAAAAGAACCUAAGGCAGCCAUCAAGAUCAGCGAAUUGAAUGCUAACUUCACUCCAGAGAAGAUUGGGAACCCCAAUGGCCUGCAGAUCUCCUGGGUUAAAGACGGCAGCACAAGGAAUAUCUACGUUUACACAGAAGAUGGCAAGGACAUAGUAGACUGGUACACAUCUGUCAGAGCGGCCAAGUACAACAUGCUGAAGGUGGCAUAUCCAGGUGGUAAUGAUGCAGAUCUUGUGACGAGACUUACCAGAACUUUUGUGAAAGAAGGCUGGCUGUAUAAGACUGGACCAAGGCAUAAUGAGCCCUACAAGAGAAGAUGGUUUACCCUGGAUGACAGGAGGCUGAUGUAUUUUGAAGAUCCUCUGGAUGCCUACCCAAAAGGAGAAAUCUUCCUCGGACACAAAAGCGACGGAUACAAAGCGCUGGAAGGUGUUCCCCCGGGAAAACAGGACGUGGGGAACAGCUUCACAAUCAGGACGCCGGGACGGGACUAUCUCCUCGGCGCGGAAACGGAAGAGGAGCGCGUAGAAUGGAUGGACGUGCUUCGGAAGGUGUUCGACCGUCCGAUCUCGCCCCAAGACAGUACUGCUGCGGCCAACCUGGUCCACAAGCGCGGCAACGCUCCUGUUCUUAACUCUAUCCUGGGGAAAUAAGUUUCAGGUCAAAUUGCGUCCAAGCCAAGAAAAAAAGGCAGCUUUGCACUGUUCAAGUCUUAGGGUUGGGGUCGUAGAACAAAGCACUUCCUCCAAGAAGAGAUGUGCUGUCCAAGUAUGCUGAUGAGAUAGGACUUGUUUUCUACAGUUUCUUAUAAGUGUGAAGAAGUCUUAAGACUUCUUGUUGACUUUGUUAAACAGAGUGCUUCUUCCAAUCAUGGACAAGUUAAGAUUCUUGAAAUAGUGAAGACAAAGUUUUAGUUUUUCAAAGGUCUAGACAGUUACAAGUUUUCACAAGAAGCUUUUACAGGCUGCAGUUUGUAUAUCAAUUACAAGGGGGCAGCCCUGCACUGCUGUCACAAUGUAGCACCUAACAGUCAUGUGUCAGACUGAAACAAACUACUUUAUUGGCAGCCAUUGUUUUGCAAGAUUAGGGUCAGAUUCGUCUCUGUACAACAAUGUACUGUUUUUCCUGGGCCAGCUUUGUAUUUUUGUUUUGUUCUUUUAGAUUGUCGCUUCAAAGCAAUUUAGACAAAGUUGACUGAGUGUAUUUCUUGCAAUCAUCAUGUAAAAGAUUGUCCAAACAAUUUGCAGGGCAUUUUUUCUAUGCAUGAAAAAGUUGUACAUAAUUAUGGCACACAAAAAUAGCAAUUCCAUAUCUUUUUGCAUAACUUUUUGUUCAGUCUAUCCUUAGAAAACAACGUUAACAUGACAUUAUGUACUAUGCAGAUGUCUGUGUAGAAGGGGUCUUUGUACAUAAAUGAACACAGGUAUGCAGUUAGAUGUGUGUGUGUUUUUGUGUAGGUUUGAAUUUGUGUUUCUUUCCUUUGUGUUGUACAGCCGUGAUGAUAUCCUAGGUACUAAAGGCCACACCAAUUAAAUUCUAUGGUUCUCAGAUUUUGCAGAAAUUCAAGAUAGACUAAAAAAAUUCAACAUACCAGACAAACAAUUCCUUUACAAAAAAUCUAUUGGACAACUAUUUUUGUCAAAGUAUGUCAUUGAGCAUUUUUUUUGUACAAGUCCAAAUUAUUCCUAUUUUAAUGAUUUUUUCUUAAAAUUAAGAAAAAAAAUUAAGCAGGCGAAUCCAAGAAUCAUGGAGUGAAAUCGGUGUGGUCUUGCAAACUUGAAUCUUUGUGCCAUUUCAAAUGCCUUAUUGUAUACUGCAGGGUAAUGUAUGUACUAGGUGUUACAAACUUUAAAAGCUUUGUGCACUAUAAGUUUACACUGGAUUGUGACAGUUACAUUGACAUCAUUCAAAAUACAGACCCUACUGCGAUGCCAUACAUGUAGUUAGAUGCUCCAAAAGAAAUGAGGCCAAGUUCACACUUCGCAAAAUUUUUACGAAUCAACUGGAAUCAGUCUGCUUCAUUAAACUCAAAUUGUGAUCAAUUUUGGCUGGGUUCAUACCUGCCAUUGAAAUCCUGCUCAAAAUGUUUCUCACUCAAUUUGGCAAUCUUGGAGUUUGACCAAAAAUCACUAGAUGGCGCUUCACUAAGUUCAGGCCAUUGAGGGGAUGGCAGCCAAAUGUGAACACUGCUCUUGAAAGUCAAGUUUUAGUUUUUCAAAGGGCUGGACAGUUUCAAGUGUUUAUAGGCUGCAGUUUGUAUAUCAAUUACAAGGGGGCAGCCCUGCACUGCUGUCACAAUGUAGCACCUAACAAUACAACAGUUGAACCAACAAUGUUUGUGAGAAUGCGGCUCCAUUGGUUCAACCCUCUUGGCCAGUUCCCUGAAGUCACACUAAACUUGUGAAUACUGGCCUAAAAAUAGAUUUUUAUUGUAUGCCUUUGUAACAUAUAUCAUCUUAACGACAUUUCUUAUACAUUACAUUACAAAUAUGGACAAAAGUUGGGACUUCCAUUUUACAUUUUGUAUAUAUAAGGUAUACUAAGUGCUUUCACUUCGCAGUUGCCACAGAAGUAAAUAGUAGUUUUUUUCUCUCAGACUAAACAUCAAAUAUAAACUGUAACAGUUAUAAUCAUGAUGAAAUGUGCUUUAAUAUUUGAAAAAGAAAGUUUUGUACAAUCUUAUUUCGUAAACAUUCCAAAUCUCUUUAUAUGAAAUAAAGUAUUGCAUAUGAACUGGUA
Branchiostoma floridae (Florida lancelet) is the source of this 3290-nucleotide messenger RNA. RefSeq names its product arf-GAP with dual PH domain-containing protein 1-like. The record is from RefSeq and is a predicted model, not a curated record. Gene Ontology annotation, molecular function: GTPase activator activity; phosphatidylinositol bisphosphate binding. NCBI's taxonomy places the organism in Eukaryota, Metazoa, Chordata, Leptocardii, Amphioxiformes, Branchiostomatidae. Gene Ontology annotation, cellular component: intracellular membrane-bounded organelle; plasma membrane. Gene Ontology annotation, biological process: positive regulation of GTPase activity.